CCUCAGUCUUCCUCUCUCUCCUCACUCCUCAACAAUUCUCCAUCCGAAAAAAAAACUCUCUUAUUCACCUUCCCGAAAAAUCCCCAAAUUCUCAGAAUGCAGAUUUUCGUGAAAACCCUAACUGGAAAAACCAUAACCCUAGAAGUGGAAUCUUCCGAUACAAUCGACAACGUGAAAACAAAGAUCCAAGACAAAGAAGGAAUUCCACCAGAUCAACAACGCCUGAUUUUCGCCGGAAAACAAUUGGAAGAUGGAAGAACUCUCGCAGAUUACAACAUUCAGAAAGAAUCAACGCUUCACUUGGUGCUAAGGCUUCGUGGUGGUACGAUGAUUAAGGUAAAAACCCUAACUGGUAAAGAAAUUGAGAUCGAUAUUGAACCAACUGAUACAAUCGAUCGAAUUAAGGAACGUGUUGAAGAGAAAGAAGGAAUUCCGCCUGUUCAACAGAGGUUGAUUUAUGCUGGGAAACAACUUGCUGAUGAUAAGACUGCUAAAGAUUAUAAUAUUGAAGGUGGUUCUGUUCUUCAUCUUGUUCUUGCUCUUAGAGGUGGAGGUGUUGUUGCUUGAUGAGUUUUUGGGUUUUAGGAAAACGAAAAACGAAUCUGUUGCUAGUUUUUUAAGUUGUUGGGAAUUGGGGGAAGGGAUUAUGUGAAUGUGAUUGCGUAAAGAAUGAAAGGACUUGAUCGAAUUUUGGAAUUGUUAGGGUUUUUGUUAUUUGUGAAUUAUCUGGGAAUUGGAGGUGUUACUGAUUAAUCUAUGGUUUUGUGUGUUUAUAAUGA
Beta vulgaris subsp. vulgaris (sugar beet) is the source of this 779-nucleotide messenger RNA. Its product is annotated as ubiquitin-NEDD8-like protein RUB2. Gene Ontology annotation, cellular component: cytoplasm; nucleus. NCBI's taxonomy places the organism in Eukaryota, Viridiplantae, Streptophyta, Magnoliopsida, Caryophyllales, Amaranthaceae. Bases 97 to 567 code for a protein of 156 amino acids. The transcript has a single exon. Gene Ontology annotation, molecular function: ubiquitin protein ligase binding; protein tag activity. The record is from RefSeq and is a predicted model, not a curated record. Gene Ontology annotation, biological process: modification-dependent protein catabolic process; protein ubiquitination.